This is a messenger RNA of Rubroshorea leprosula, 624 nucleotides long. The record is from the annotation of a GenBank genome assembly. Lineage: Eukaryota; Viridiplantae; Streptophyta; Magnoliopsida; Malvales; Dipterocarpaceae.
GAGAGCUUGAAGAAGUAUUGGAGGAGAAGGAUGUACCAGAGACUCAAUGGGAAUAGGAGGAGGGUAAAGGUGAUAAGGCUUGGAGGAGGAACUGCUUCUACUGGAGGCUGGAUUUGGAAAAUCAGAGUGAUUCCAAAGCUGCGGCCGAGAAUGUCCACAUCAUUGUUCAGAUUUCUGGCGAGGUUUCAUGAUGCUUAUAUGGACAUGAAGGCUAACGGUGGUGGUUUGUUUGGAGGGAAGAAGAUUGCCAAAGGCCAGCAUGUUGCCGUGGCGUCUGGUGGUGAGGAAGUUGAUAGCAGGUUGGUCAUGGAAAUCUACAGGAGAUUAGCUGCUUGUCGUGAGUUUAGAACUGCUUGAAGCUGCUUUUGUCUCUCAAAGACUACUCUGUUAGUGCAAGGUAAUUUUUGAUUGACUACUUAUCUAUAGAUAGGCUUACUCUGUUGGUGCAAAUGUUUAUAAUUACUCAUUAUUUUUUAUAUUACUAAUUUACUAUGGAUUAGUUUUUAAAAACAUAAACUAAAUUUCAUUGAUUUGAAGCUGAAGACACAUCAUUGUUCAACAGUCUUAGAACCUCAGUCAGGUUAGCUCUUUACAAGCUGAUUCAAAUACAAGAUUUCGCAUUGC